AUGGAGCAAGAGGGAGCUAAUAUCAGACCUACGAGAAUAUACCGCGACAAGUACGCCGAGCAGGUGGUCCUCGUGUCAGGAGCAGCCCGAGGCAUUGGACGCGUCACUGCCACGCUCUUUGCUGACCAGGGGGCAAACGUGGUCCUGGUAGAUUUAGACGAGCAGGAGCUCAAAAGGGUCGAGGCACAGCUGACAUCUGAGGGCCGGAAUGUGACAUAUAGAGUCGCCAAUCUGGCCUCGGAGGAGCACGUCAAUUCGAUGAUCAACGAGGUCGUUUCCUCGCUCGGAAGAAUCGACGUGCUGGUGCACAUCGCUGGAAUCUACCCGUUUUGUCCCCUCUUGGAGCAGUCGACGCCGGAGUACAAGAAAGUCAUGAGCGUGAACAUGGACAGCUCUUUCUAUUUGACGCGAGCGGUGCUCCCACACAUGCAGAAGGCAGGGUACGGGCGAAUCAUCAACACCGCGUCCGGCACUGCCUCACAUCCAGAGGCCGGUCUAGCGGUAUAUGCGGCAUCGAAAAGCGCCGUGGUGGCCUUCACACGAGCCACUGCUACGGAGGCAGGACCGGGUGUGACGGCGAAUGUCGUUGCUCCGGGCCUCGUCGUGACGGAAACAACGUGGAGCUCUCCUCACGCAAGGCCUAUCUUCGACAAAGCGGUGGAAAGACAAUGCGUCAAGCGAUAUGGUCAGCCCAAGGACGUUGCGCAAAUGAUAAGCUUCAUUGCAAGCCCCGAAGCCGAAUUUAUUACUGGCCAGCUCUUCCAUGUAAGCGGAGGGAUGAUUUUCGACUGA
This is a messenger RNA of Cladophialophora carrionii CBS 160.54, 792 nucleotides long. RefSeq lists its product as uncharacterized. The record is from RefSeq and is a predicted model, not a curated record. The transcript has a single exon. NCBI's taxonomy places the organism in Eukaryota, Fungi, Ascomycota, Eurotiomycetes, Chaetothyriales, Herpotrichiellaceae. The coding region runs from base 1 to 792 and encodes 263 amino acids. Gene Ontology annotation, molecular function: oxidoreductase activity.